UGGAGCGACAGCGGCUGCAGCUGGAGCCCGUGCUCGCCCGCCCGCCCGCUCGCUGGGACCGCGCGCCCGCCCGAGAGCUCCUGCUGGCCCCGCGCGCGAAGCUCACCCUCCUUCUCUCGGGCCGGACGCCAGGAGCAGCUGACCAGACACAGGGAGCCGACCGGGCCCCGGGGCUGAAGGUAAAACCCUGCGAAAGGAACAUGAGGUUUUCCUGGAACUUGUUCAAGAGGAAGGUAGAAGGAGCUGCUUAAGACUGACUUAAAGCUGUACAUUGCAAGACUGGGGCCAGAGGGCUGGCAGUGGAAAACCCUGUUGGGUUGCGACCUCUCUCUGAAAACGUCCACGUGCCUUUUUACCUCUUGCAAAAGAAAGGAAGAGAAGGAGGAGACCAUGUCUAUCGCCUUAAAGCAGGUGUUUAACAAGGACAAGACCUUCCGGCCCAAGAGGAAAUUUGAACCUGGUACUCAGAGGUUUGAACUCCAUAAACGGGCUCAAGCAUCUCUCAACUCAGGUGUGGACCUGAAGGCAGCUGUGCAGCUGCCCAGUGGGGAGGACCAGAACGACUGGGUGGCUGUGCACGUGGUAGACUUCUUUAAUCGGAUCAACCUCAUCUAUGGCACCAUCUGUGAGUUCUGCACCGAGCAGACCUGCCCUGUGAUGUCAGGAGGCCCCAAAUAUGAGUAUCGGUGGCAGGACGACCUCAAGUACAAGAAGCCAACUGCACUGCCUGCUCCCCAGUAUAUGAACCUUCUUAUGGAUUGGAUCGAGGUCCAGAUCAACAAUGAAGAUAUAUUUCCAACCUGUGUGGGUGUUCCCUUUCCAAAGAAUUUCCUUCAGAUCUGCAAGAAGAUCCUGUGUCGCCUUUUCCGGGUCUUUGUCCAUGUUUACAUCCACCACUUCGACCGAGUCAUUGUGAUGGGUGCAGAGGCCCACGUCAACACCUGCUACAAACACUUCUAUUACUUUGUCACAGAGAUGAACCUCAUAGACCGCAAGGAACUAGAGCCCUUGAAAGAGAUGACAAGCAGGAUGUGUCACUAACAUCCAUCUUGCCCUUCAGAAGAGAAAAGCUGUUUCUUCCUGGAGUCCCAAGCAGACAGGAGGGAGACCUCCCUGGCUGAAACGGUGUGCCUCCUCUCAGGAAAAGGUGGAGACCCAAGGUGACUCCUAAGACAUUCCCCCACUCACUCUGUGUGCUCUUAACCCUCUGAGCGCUGCUAGCCACCGCCCCUUGGGCCUGACUGACCCCAGCGCAAGAGAAGGACUGCCCAAGACCUCUUGGCUCAGGAGAAACCUUGGCACACUUCUGCCAGGGACCUGCAGCCUAAGUUUUACUGGAAUUCAGGUUUUAAGACUGAGAUGCUUAUCUGUCUUGUCAGCUGACCGACUUUUCUGUAAUGUAAUGUUCUGAGUACCGAGUGAAUUUUGAAACUCUGGUUGUGCAGCAAGAUUUUCUCAAACAAGCCUUCUUUUUAGCUUGCCGAAAGCUCUCACCCUGAUCCCUUGAUCUAAAUUCAUGCAGGGCGGCAGAGUCUGAGAUCCCAAGACCUCACCUGGUAGCAUCAGUACAAUUUCCAUGAUCAGCAGUUUGAUCAGGGACUGUUCCCCAGGAUAGUUAAGUCUCUGAUGCCAGAAAGAUCUGCAUAACUUAACUUCUUUAACUCCAAGGAAGAUAGUGGUUGUAUAUUUAAGGCUAGCCCUACCCAUUUACCUUGAACUCAAUGUGUUUUUCAUAGCCAUCUUCACUCCUGUCUCUUCCGUUCAAGAUAUGCUUUCCCAGAAAAAGAAAUGACCAAGAAUGAUCAUCAGAAGCCCAGAGCCAGAUUAGUGCAGUGUUUGUUCUGUGUUAAGGGGUGGGGAGUGUUGACUGGCUGCAUAAGUCAUGUCAGUGAAAAAGCAACAGCGCAGUUGGCUAUUUAGUGCACAUAGCUCAAAGCCAAGUCCAUUGACUUGUAACCUUCCCAGCUGGCCUUCUGAGCUCUGAAUCCAGCCAAUGUUUUCUUGCUUCUCUUCUACUCUCUUCCCUCCUUUACCAUGUUAUAUUAUGGUACAAAAUGAACUUCUACCCCUGUGAUUGUGCCACAGUUGCCAAGGUAACAGUGGAACUGAAGCUGCCUUCCUUCUUCCUUCUGUCCCGAUUUUUCUAUUUGGUAGACAGAAUAUCACAUUCUGUGCCACAUCCUGCCUUUUGAAAUCAAGUGAAUUGUCAUUAAAAGAAUAAAUAAAGUUGCCUUUUCUGAUUUACAAAACUGGUGGUCAUGAAUGCCUGUGACUAGUGGAUAAUAAUAAUACAACCAGUGAUCAUUUGAAUUUGACAGAAUAGUAGUUGGUGGAGGGAAAUAAAUAAGAAUGUAUUAGUGCAUUGUAAUCUAGUACUGAUUAAAAUAAAACUAAACAACCCUGA
Messenger RNA from Erinaceus europaeus (western European hedgehog), 2404 nucleotides. RefSeq names its product MOB kinase activator 3B (gene MOB3B). The transcript is spliced from 4 exons. Bases 391 to 1041 code for a protein of 216 amino acids. Gene Ontology annotation, biological process: positive regulation of protein phosphorylation; signal transduction. NCBI's taxonomy places the organism in Eukaryota, Metazoa, Chordata, Mammalia, Eulipotyphla, Erinaceidae. The record is from RefSeq and is a predicted model, not a curated record. Gene Ontology annotation, molecular function: protein kinase activator activity. Gene Ontology annotation, cellular component: nucleus; cytoplasm.